UAUUAUUAAAGUAGAAAAUGUUUAGCUUUUAUACUCUAAUGAUGCUAAAGUCACUUAUAAUGGUGUUUAUACUUUGAAAGGUUUAAAGAAAGGAAAAUGGAAUCUGAAAUGGUAAAUAUUAAUAGAUGUUAAUAAGAUAUAAGUUUAGGUAAGAAUAUAUAAUAUGGAUGGGUGGAGCUAAAAAAAAUAGGGAAAUGGGAAGAGUUGGAUGAAGAAUUUGAGGAUUAUAAAUAAGUUACUUAUAUAAAAUGGAAUAUAUAAUAUGAAAGGUAGGAAGAGUGCUAUAUGGAAAAAUUGAAAUAAAGAAUAAUGAGAAAUCUAGGGAAGCAAAAUAUGAUGAUUGAUAAUAAAAUUAUGAUAUAUAUAAAUAAAUCAAAUGAAAUUAAUGAGUGUUUAACUUUUUUGUUAUUGAAAUUGGAAUAAUUUAAAGAUGGUCUAAUGAUUAGCAGAUGUGAAUUAAUGAUAAUUCAAGUUUGUAUAAAGGGUUCCUUGGAUUUAAUUUUCAAUUUGGCUUUAACACAAAUUUACUAGUAUCAUAAAUUAAAUUAGCUCAUAGAUUAACAAAGAUAAAAAAUUUUGA
This is a messenger RNA of Paramecium sonneborni, 580 nucleotides long. Lineage: Eukaryota; Ciliophora; Oligohymenophorea; Peniculida; Parameciidae. The record is from the annotation of a GenBank genome assembly.